Lymnaea stagnalis (great pond snail) is the source of this 437-nucleotide messenger RNA. The record is from the annotation of a GenBank genome assembly. Lineage: Eukaryota; Metazoa; Mollusca; Gastropoda; Lymnaeidae.
CACAUUUCAACAUGUCACAUUUCAACAUGCCACAUUUCAACAUGCCACAUUUCAACAUGUCACAUUUCAACAUGCCACAUUUCAACAUGCCACAUUUCAACAUGUCACAUUUCAGCAUGCCACAUUUCAACAUGCCACAUUUCCACAUGUCACAUUUCAACAUGCCACAUUUCAACUUGUCACAUUUCAACUUGUCACAUUUUAACAUGUCACCAACCCAUUGGACAGUGUUUCAUGUGGUUUAAACAGAUGAGUGAAUUAAAUCUCUGUAAUUCAAAAAUUAAUAUUUAGACGGACUUAGAAAAAAAACUUAAUGUCAAUGGUUUUAUGUGUAUUGAGAAAUUUUCUAUGUGUUGAUUAGACUUGGACUUAAGGAGCAAUUUUUGUGUAGUAGAACAAUAUUUUGACUUGAAAAAAAAAAUUAGUAAACAUGAAAG